UAGCGUGUUUAUAAAUCAAUUGCUUUAUUUCAAAUUAUGAACUGUCAGCAUUAUUGGGCAAUUAUUUAAAAUUCAUGUUAUGAAUUCUCAGUUUGACUGAAUCCUAAGAAAAUCGUGAUGCAGAUGGUAAAAUAUGCUUCCUAUAAUGGUCAACGUGAAGCUGCAUCGAAGGCUGUGGAUUUUUGCCUAAGAGCUUUGGAAGAUUUCGACUUGGCUCUACAUGGAUCACCGAGUGAACCAUCAGCAUCUGUUGAAGUCAUGCGUAGCAAAAUCAGUGAUGUCAUUCAAACUUUGGACAACAUCAUGCAACUUGUGCCAUCAACACUGAUACGAAAAGAAAGGAUGCUUGGAGAUGCCAGCGACCAAAGAAGAUCAAAGGCAACAUCUGAAACAUGUGAGAAGCCAAUCGAGACAAAGAAUACAUUCCGUGGGUGGCUGCAAGUGUUCAAGCCCAUUCAUCAGGAGAGGUAUCAACGUCGCAGGAGAUGGAGGAAAGCUAGCCGUGAACAACGAGCUGUGGUCGAUACGAAUGAUACACCUGACAAGUGGCAGCAAGGGAAAUUCAAGCACGGCAACUCUCGAAGGGAAAAGGCAGUGGUCCCGGGUGGCUGGUUGCUGUCUUUCUUCUUUCUGAUAUCGAUGGUCCUCGUUAUGUCUUCUUCCCACUGUUAUGUAACGGAGUCCGUAUCUUACUGA
Hordeum vulgare subsp. vulgare (domesticated barley) is the source of this 696-nucleotide messenger RNA. RefSeq lists its product as uncharacterized. Lineage: Eukaryota; Viridiplantae; Streptophyta; Magnoliopsida; Poales; Poaceae. Bases 118 to 696 code for a protein of 192 amino acids. The record is from RefSeq and is a predicted model, not a curated record. The transcript is spliced from 3 exons.